UUGGAGUCUUCCCGAAGGAGCUUAAACCUGCGCUUCGAGCUGGUUCCGCGGCUACCUUGCUUGGCAGAAUGAAUGUGAUAGACCACUUGCGAGACAUGGCGGCAGCGGGGCUGCACUCCAACGUGCGGCUCCUCAGCAGCUUGUUACUUACAAUGAGUAAUAACAACCCUGAGUUAUUCUCCCCAUCUCAGAAGUACCAGCUUUUGGUGUAUCAUGCAGAUUCUCUCUUCCACGAUAAGGAAUAUCGGAAUGCUGUGAGUAAGUAUACUAUGGCUUUACAGCAGAAGAAAGCCUUAAGUAAAACUUCAAAAGUGAGACCUUCAACUGGAAAUUCUGCAUCCACUCCACAAAGUCAGUGUCUUCCAUCUGAAAUUGAAGUGAAGUACAAAAUGGCUGAAUGUUAUACAAUGCUAAAACAAGAUAAAGAUGCCAUUGCUAUUCUCGAUGGGAUCCCUUCAAGACAAAGAACUCCCAAAAUAAACAUGAUGCUGGCAAACCUGUACAAGAAGGCUGGUCAGGAGCGACCUUCAGUCACCAGCUAUAAGGAAGUGCUGAGGCAGUGCCCAUUAGCCCUUGAUGCCAUUCUAGGUUUGCUGUCCCUUUCUGUAAAAGGUGCAGAGGUGGCAUCAAUGACGAUGAAUGUGAUCCAGACCUUGCCUAACUUAGAUUGGCUUUCUGUGUGGAUCAAAGCGUAUGCUUUUGUGCACAUUGGUGACAACUCGAGAGCAAUCAAUACCAUCUGUUCACUAGAGAAAAAGUCCUUAUUGAGAGAUAACGUGGACCUACUGGGAAGCUUAGCAGAUCUGUACUUCAGAGCUGGAGACAAUAAAAACUCUGUCCUCAAGUUUGAACAGGCACAGAUGUUGGAUCCUUAUCUGAUAAAAGGAAUGGAUGUAUAUGGCUACCUCCUGGCACGAGAAGGGCGGCUGGAGGAUGUGGAGAACCUUGGCUGCCGCCUUUUCAAUAUUUCUGAUCAACAUGCAGAACCCUGGGUGGUCUCUGGGUGUCAUAGCUUCUAUAGCAAACGCUACUCCCGAGCCCUCUAUUUAGGAGCCAAGGCCAUUCAGCUGAACAGUAAUAGUGUUCAAGCUUUGCUACUUAAGGGAGCAGCACUUAGAAACAUGGGCAGAGUCCAAGAAGCAAUAAUCCACUUUCGGGAGGCUAUACGUCUUGCACCUUGUCGCUUAGAUUGUUAUGAAGGUCUCAUCGAAUGUUACUUAGCCUCCAACAGUAUUCGUGAAGCAAUGGUAAUGGCUAACAAUGUUUACAAAACUCUAGGAGCAAACGCACAGACCCUUACCCUUUUAGCCACCGUUUGUCUUGAAGACCCAGUGACACAGGAGAAAGCCAAAACUUUAUUAGAUAAAGCCCUGACUCAAAGGCCGGACUACAUUAAGGCUGUGGUGAAAAAAGCGGAACUGCUUAGCAGAGAACAGAAAUAUGAAGAUGGAAUUGCUUUGCUGCGGAACGCACUAGCUAAUCAGAGUGACUGUGUCCUGCAUCGGAUCCUAGGAGAUUUCCUUGUAGCUGUCAAUGAGUAUCAGGAAGCAAUGGACCAGUAUAGUAUAGCACUAAGUUUGGACCCCAAUGACCAGAAGUCUCUAGAGGGGAUGCAGAAGAUGGAGAAGGAGGAGAGUCCCACGGAUGCCACUCAGGAGGAGGAUGUGGACGACAUGGAAGGGAGUGGGGAAGAAGGGGACCUGGAGGGCAGCGACAGUGAGGCGGCCCAGUGGGCUGACCAGGAGCAGUGGUUCGGCAUGCAGUGAGGCAGGCACAGCUCCGUGGCCACACUGGCCUGCCCCGCUCUGAGCACUUCCAUGGACUGAAGGAACCCGUAGGAGCCCGAUCUCUGGGAGGACAAUGAUUCAGCAUGUGAUUGCAGCAGGGUCUCUGCCCCUUGCUCCCUAUUUCUAGUAGUGACUUCAUUUUUAAAACCUGAGCCCGACCAACCUUCCAUAUAUCUCCAUCCUCCUCUGCUCCAGUCAGGGAGGACCGAGUGAGCGCUCAGAGGCCCGUGGACGUGUCGGGGCUUCUGGGACAGAGUGCUUUUUAUAGAACCAACUUCUAAAUCUGAAAGCUCGAGGAAUAGACAGUGUUUUGUCUGUGAUGUUGUGGAUGGGUUUAAAGGAGCGACCUGUUCCCCAGAGCAAGAGUGUCAUCUCCCAGCAGCAGCGUGGACUGGCCCUUUCAGAGAGGGUUUCCUGUCCCAGAAAUCAUUAUCCUGGGUUGUCCAAACUUCCCUAGUAACCUUGCUUCCUUCUGCAAUGUUAGUAAUGCCUUAAGCUGACAGUUGUUGUUUUGCAGAACAGUUUUCCUAUUUGCUAAUCUGGUAACUUGCCUAUGAGCCUGGGCCGAAUCUGAGAAACAAGUGUGACCUAGAGCAUGAACAGAGGCGCAGUUGAGGUAAUUAAUAAAACUGUUUUUUGUACAGUAAUGGUGUUGGGUUGGUCAGAAUGGAAGCCCUUUAUAGAUUCUUUUUUUGGUCUCUUAUUUACAGUGCGUUGAUUCAGCUCUAGAAUUAUUUGCCAUAAACAGACUCCCUUUUUCCCAAAGUGCUGGGAGCUGGGAGGAUUGGGAACCUCAGGUAAUAAUACUGAGCUGGUUCAUCCAUUCCCAUUUUUGAUCGGUAAAUUCCUGGGGAGAGUCUUUGGCCAGAUUUUAGAUUGAUUCUGCCUGUCUCUGUCGGGCUCUGAGGUCGGUGUCUGGUUUCAGCAUUCUAUUGUGGGGUCAGCAGGGGGCUCAUUCCCUGGGCUCGGGUGCUGGGAGACUACCCACCCUCUCCCCCUUGUUUAAUAUGUGAUGCUUUUGGAGGUGAAGGUAGUGGGGGGCGUCACAGCUAACCCCAAAUUCUCAUUAAAAUAAAAUUAAU
Messenger RNA from Mesoplodon densirostris (Blainville's beaked whale), 2869 nucleotides. It is a transcript of the gene ANAPC7, whose product is annotated as anaphase promoting complex subunit 7. The record is from RefSeq and is a predicted model, not a curated record. Gene Ontology annotation, biological process: cell division. Gene Ontology annotation, molecular function: protein binding. The transcript has 11 exons. Lineage: Eukaryota; Metazoa; Chordata; Mammalia; Artiodactyla; Ziphiidae. The coding region runs from base 69 to 1766 and encodes 565 amino acids.